Molecule: messenger RNA, 2394 nt
Organism: Crotalus tigris (Tiger rattlesnake)
Lineage: Eukaryota; Metazoa; Chordata; Lepidosauria; Squamata; Viperidae
Gene: HCRTR2
Product: hypocretin receptor 2
Biological process (GO): circadian sleep/wake cycle process; feeding behavior; G protein-coupled receptor signaling pathway
Cellular component (GO): membrane
Molecular function (GO): orexin receptor activity
Source: RefSeq, a predicted model, not a curated record
GUGAGGAGAGACCUGGCUGCAAAGUAGGAAGCUAGGCUAAACCCCUGAAGGACCGAAUUGAGACCCAGAGCAGAGUUAAUUAUGUCUGUGACUCAAGUGGAAGAUGGCUUUCUUUGUUGCACAAACUGGUCUUCUAAUGUGACAGUGAAUGGGACUCAAGAACCCUUUGCAAACCCUCUCACAGACUAUGAUGAGGAAGAAUUCUGGAAGGAAUAUCUGCAUCCCAAGGAAUAUGAAUGGGUGCUCAUUGUUGGCUAUAUUAUUGUAUUUCUUGUGGCUCUCAUAGGAAACAUCCUAGUUUGUGUUGCAGUGUGGAAAAAUCAUCACAUGAGGACUGUUACCAAUUACUUCAUAGUCAACCUCUCCUUGGCCGAUAUACUGGUCACCCUCACUUGCCUUCCUGCUACACUCGUGGUAGAUAUCACCGAGACCUGGUUCCUUGGAAACAGCCUCUGUAAGGUGAUCCCUUAUUUGCAGACUGUGUCGGUCUCUGUUUCUGUACUGACCCUUAGCUGCAUCGCACUGGAUCGAUGGUAUGCAAUUUGUCAUCCUCUGAUGUUCAAAAGCACAGCCAAGCGGGCCAGGAACAGCAUCCUUGUUAUCUGGAUGGUAUCCUGCCUUAUCAUGAUACCCCAGACAAUUGUUAUGGAGUGCAGCAGCAUGUUUCCAGGAUUGGCUAACAAGACCAUUUUGUUCACUGUCUGCGAUGAGCAUUGGGGAAGUGAAUUUCCCCCCAAAAUGUAUCAUACCUGUUUCUUCCUGAUAACCUAUCUGGCUCCACUGUGUCUUAUGGUGCUGGCCUACUUACAGAUUUUUCAAAAGCUGUGGUGUCAGCAGAUUCCAGGAACGUCAUCCAUGGUUCAGAGGAAAUGGAAGCCGCUGCAAUCCACAGCACAGACACGGGAACUGGACCCACCAGCACAUUUGAGGAUUAGAGUGGUGGCAGCUGAAAUCAAACAGAUUAAAACUAGGAGAAAAACAGCCCGGAUGCUCAUGGUGGUGCUCUUGGUUUUUGCCCUCUGCUAUCUCCCCGUUAGCAUUCUCAACAUCUUGAAAAGAGUUUUUGGGAUGUUUAACAAGGCUGAAGAUCGAGAAACGGUGUAUGCUUGGUUUACUUUCUCGCAUUGGCUUGUAUACGCAAAUAGUGCAGUAAACCCAAUUAUUUACAACUUUCUUAGUGGAAAAUUUCGGGAAGAAUUUAAAGCUGCUUUUUCUUGCUGCUGCUUUGGUAUUGGCCAUCACCAAGAUGCUUCACCCAGAGGAAGGACAAGCAUGGACAGUCGGAAGUCCUUGACGACCCAGACCAGCAAUUUUGAUCAUGCUGCAAAGCUCCCAGAACAUGUUGCCUUGACUGGUGUAGUCUCACUGCCCACAAAGGGCCCUGGAUUUGUUGAGAGCUGAUAGAUGGCUACUUUCUGUGAUAAAUCGUUGUCAUUUGAUCUGUGACUCCAGUUAUCUAAAACAGGGACCAAAAUACUUGGAAAACCGCAAAAGUGAAAUAAUAGAUUAUGACAAAGAUAAACUGGGCUAAUAUACAAAAUUGGAUGAUUUUUUUUUAAAAAAGAAAACAGACCUUUGUUUGGAAAUGUAUGUGAUUUUUCCUAGCAUAUACUAUUCAACUGUAAGAAAUGAUAGUUGUGAGACAUAUAUGCACCCAUUUUCAUUGGGAUGAUCUGCUGAUGGGCUUGGUCCCUAUCCAAAGAAUAUUUCAUUAUAAGAUUAAAAUGAUAACUAGUUAGUCAGAAGGAGUCAAACAAUAAAAUUAUUAUGAAAUAAUAAUACAACAAAAUGGUAGAGAAAGCAUGUGGUGUGACUUUUAAUGCUUUUAUCUGUGGCCACAGGAAGAGUCUAUUUUCCCUGUGUAAUGAAUGUAUUUGUGUGUGUGUGUGUGUGUGUGUGUGUGUGUGUCUGCAAGUGUGUGUGCUAUCCUAUUCUUUGAUAUUUCUUAUACCCCAGUAAGUUAGGUCCCAUUCCACUCUGUUCUCAGAAAGUUAAACUGACAGACAAGCCGAUCAAGAGCUAAAUCCCUUAUCUUUCUUUCCAACUUUUGCUUACAAUGUAAACAAUUUAAAAAAGGUUAGGACAUUUCUUCCUUUCUCAUUUUAUACAAAAUUUUAAGUAUGGUCUGAUGUCCUUUUGGUUAAUGGUGAACUUAUUCUUCAUGUCUGGAAGCUUGUGUAAUCCAAAUAGACGAAUUUGCUGGAAAUAAUAAGCACAGAAAAUGCUACUUCUAAGAGUCAUUCAUCUUACUCUGGAAAGAGGCUCACUCAGAGCAGAAGAACCAAUAGCCUUUUGGCAGGCUGGCCCAGACAAAAGUCAGAAAUGCCUCUUUAAAAUUGCAAUUGGAAAUGAAUAUCCAGUCCAGAUACCUUGCAUGCUUUAGCGUCUAUUUGC